UCAAACAGUCCACAGAACGAUCGCCAAACUCAAUCAAAAUGUUCAUCAAAUUGAUCUGCAUCGCCGCCCUGGCCAUCUCGUGCGUCUGUGCCAAACCGGGAGUCGUCGCUCCGGUUGCCUACUCUGCCGCGUUGUUUGCUGCACCGGCUCCUGCUUUCGCGACUGCCCAGAGCUCCCAGGUCAUCACUCGUAACUACAACGGAGUUGCUCCUCUGGCUUACACCGCCGCCGUUGCUGCUCCAUUAGCUUACUCUGCGCCAGCAUUCACUGCUGCCGGUCCUCUUGCCUAUACUGCUGCCCCUGCUUAUGCUGCUGCUUAUGCCGCUCCAUAUGCGACUCCAUAUGCUGCCUACCCGUAUAGCCCAUACGUGCUGUAAAUAUUGUU
Molecule: messenger RNA, 385 nt
Organism: Ochlerotatus camptorhynchus
Lineage: Eukaryota; Metazoa; Arthropoda; Insecta; Diptera; Culicidae
Product: cuticle protein 16.5-like
Exons: 2
Coding region: 39-377 (112 amino acids)
Source: RefSeq, a predicted model, not a curated record